AUGAGCUUGGUGUUAUCCAGUGAUGCGAAACCGAGACUGAAAUGGACUCGAGAACUGCACGAAAGAUUUGUUGAUGCAGUUAAUCAGCUUGGAGGUGCAAAUAAGGCUACACCGAAAUCCGUAAUGAGGGUGAUGGGCGUUAACGGACUCACUUUGUAUCACCUCAAGAGCCAUUUACAGAAAUAUAGGAUGGGAAAGAAUAAACAAUCACAAUCCUAUUAUGAGGAUGAUGAACAAGAAAACUACAGAGAUAAUCAGAGUUCCAUCACUAGCAAGAAUUAUGAUGGAGAGCAGAAUCAGACUAAUGAUUUGCAGAUAGCUCAGGCACUACAAGUGCAAAUAGAGGUGCAGAGGAAACUUCAUGAACAAAUUGAGGUGCAAAGACAUUUGCAGCUGAGAAUUGAAGCACAAGGAAAGUACUUACAAUCUGUCUUGAAGAAAGCACAGGAAACACUUGCUGGAUAUAGUGCUUCCUCGACUGAAGUCGAACAAGCAAAAGCUCAACUUUCUCAGUUAGUCGCAAUGGUUGACACUGGGUGUCUAAGUCCUUCAGUGUCCGUUUUGACAGAGAGUGAAGGCUUACUUUUAAAAGAUUCUAAGGAUAUACCAAGACAUACCAGAUGCUCGCUCGAGAGUUCCUUGACAUCAUCUGAGAGCUCGGGCAGAGAGGAAGAAACUUGUCCGACGCUUGACUUUGAUGACAAUGAGAAGACUAAAGUUUCCGAAACCUGUUCUAGGAAGAGGAAUCACGUUGUGCUCUCACUGAUGGAAAUGCAUCCUACAGAAAAGAGUGGAUUAGAAGAUCGAGUUAGCGAUACGAAAAGGAACAGAAGUAAUAUAUAUGAUGGCAAUUCUUUUGUGCAACCAUCAGGUAAAAGGUCAGAAGGGGACAGAAGUCAUGAACAAUUGAUAAAAUUUGGAUCAAAGGAGACAUUCGAUUUGAACAGUAAAUGCCUGACAGAGUUUGAUUCAGGUCCAAAAGCGAUAGACUUGAACUUCAAUGCAGUCGAGCAAUUUACUGAAAAUCUUUAG
Fraxinus pennsylvanica is the source of this 1032-nucleotide messenger RNA. NCBI's taxonomy places the organism in Eukaryota, Viridiplantae, Streptophyta, Magnoliopsida, Lamiales, Oleaceae. The record is from the annotation of a GenBank genome assembly.